Molecule: messenger RNA, 701 nt
Organism: Sinocyclocheilus anshuiensis
Lineage: Eukaryota; Metazoa; Chordata; Actinopteri; Cypriniformes; Cyprinidae
Product: exportin-5-like
Exons: 4
Coding region: 145-606 (153 amino acids)
Biological process (GO): RNA export from nucleus; protein export from nucleus
Cellular component (GO): RNA nuclear export complex; cytoplasm; nucleus
Molecular function (GO): RNA binding; small GTPase binding; nuclear export signal receptor activity
Source: RefSeq, a predicted model, not a curated record
GUAAGGCGGUCCACAGACAAGCAGACACUUACCACGUUUUGUUUAAUGCUCGUCUGUGUAUGCUGAGCUAGUAGUGGAGUGUGCAGUACAUUUUACAGAUCGACUGGUGUUUUACAUUCCAUCUGCUGGACGUGUUUAAAAGCAAUGGCCGAACCGAUACGUGCGUUGUGCGAUGAGCUUAUAAAGGCUGUGAAUGUGAUGAUGGAGGCAGAAUCAAGCCAAACAUACCGCCUGGAGGCCCUAAAGUUUAUUGAAGAGUUCAAAGAGAAAAGUCCCUUCUGUGUUGAAUGUGGUCUUCAGUUAGCGGAGAAAUCACAGACUGCAGUGGUCAGACACUUUGGGCUGCAGAUACUGGAGCAUGUAGUCAAGUUUAAGUGGAAUGACAUGGCACCACAAGAAAAGCUCCAGCUGAAAAACUGCACUAUGGGCCUGUUGUCAGGUGGUACUCAUCCAAUUCUGCAAGAGGAAUGUCAUGUUAAGGAUGCCCUCUCACGCAUAGUUGUUGAGAUGAUCAAGAGAGAGUGGCCGCAGCACUGGCCUGACAUGCUUAAGGAGAUGGAGGCCCUUACUGCUAUGGGGGUAUCUCAAGAUUUUUGGCUAACAUAAAGGGUGAUGUUGUAGGACUGGGGUGGUAGAUCAUGCUCCUGAAGAUAUGCCUUCAUGUCAGAGUUUAGUUACAACCCUCCUCUUAAUUAAUGGGG